CUAAACCGCUGCUCUCCCCACCUCUUCCCACCUCUGUUCUCUGAUGCUGCUGCCGCCAUCAACACAAACCUAGACCGCCGCCGUCGCUAUCCUCUGACUCGUCACGACUUAUCGCCUUGCUUCUCUGCCCAUCCCGCCGGUGCUGCUCACAGUUAACCUGGUAAACAAGUUCACCGUUUCCUUGUUCCCCAAAUAGCUGUGGGCAAGAAAGUAGAUUCGAUGAUGUCAGCUCUUCUGCAAACGAAGAAGAACUACCGCUGCGUGCCGACGCUGCAGCAGGUCUACCCAGGUGGCCCGUUCGUUUUCUCCUCUGAUGGCUCUUUCAUCGCCUGUGCUUGUGGCGAAACCAUCAACACUGUUGAUUCUGCUGAUUUCUCAAUAAAGGGUACAAUCGAGGGCAACAACGAGGCUGUUACGGCGCUCACGCUUAGUCCCAAUGACCAGCUGCUUUUCUCUGCCGGACACAGCAGGCAAAUUAGGGUCUGGAACUUGGCCACUCUGAAAUGCGAGCGCUCCUGGAAGGGCCAUGAUGGUCCAGUUAUGGCCAUGGCGUGCCAUGCUUCUGGUGGGUUGCUAGCAUCUGCAGGAGCUGAAGAAUAG
Linum tenue is the source of this 600-nucleotide messenger RNA. Lineage: Eukaryota; Viridiplantae; Streptophyta; Magnoliopsida; Malpighiales; Linaceae. The record is from the annotation of a GenBank genome assembly.